Fundulus heteroclitus (mummichog) is the source of this 1363-nucleotide messenger RNA. RefSeq names its product cytochrome c. The record is from RefSeq and is a predicted model, not a curated record. The transcript is spliced from 3 exons. Gene Ontology annotation, molecular function: heme binding; electron transfer activity. NCBI's taxonomy places the organism in Eukaryota, Metazoa, Chordata, Actinopteri, Cyprinodontiformes, Fundulidae. Bases 140 to 454 code for a protein of 104 amino acids. Gene Ontology annotation, biological process: mitochondrial electron transport, cytochrome c to oxygen; mitochondrial electron transport, ubiquinol to cytochrome c. Gene Ontology annotation, cellular component: mitochondrial intermembrane space.
AAUGACGUAAAUAGCCGGUGCCUCUAAAGUAGAGUGACCUUCGCACGUUCACCAGAAAGCGCUGUUCAGCCGAAGGAGGUGCAUCUCUUCUGCUUCCCGGAGGUUUUUCACCGGCACGUUUUAGCCGAAAGAGCUCAUCAUGGGUGACGUUGACAAAGGAAAGAAGGUUUUCGUCCAGAAGUGCGCUCAAUGCCACACCGUGGAGCAGGGCGGCAAGCACAAGGUGGGCCCCAACCUGCACGGCCUGUUCGGGCGCAAGACCGGCCAGGCGGAGGGCUACUCCUACACGGAUGCUAACAAGAGCAAAGGCAUCGUGUGGGGCGAGGACACCCUCAUGGAGUACCUGGAGAACCCCAAGAAGUACAUUCCUGGCACCAAAAUGAUCUUCGCUGGCAUCAAGAAGAAGGGCGAGCGCCAGGACCUCGUCGCCUACCUCAAGUCGUCGACAUCGUGAAGACCCCGAGAAAGGGCGACCGCAAAUCUGAAUAUUUAAUGUACUCGUUUAGGUUAUUCUCAGCUCCGUGCGUGUUCAGUUCCUGCUUCUUAUGUUUAGUCAUUUGUACAGAAGGUGUAUUUAUUUCGCACGCGUCGGCGGAGGAGGGGGAAGAACGGUUCUGAGGGGGUGGGGGGGGGUCGUACAAGUGACCAAACAUAACACCGCAGCUCUUCUUCUUUGUGGAUCUGUCCUAAUAAAUGCUAAACUCUUUUAAAUCUAACUUUUGCCAUGAUAGGUGGCCUGACCUGUCAUUCAUUCUGUUCUCCGUGGCGACGGUUCAUCUCACAUACUGUAGCUAUCAGCUAAUAAUGUGUUAGAGGGGUCGGGACAUCUGAUGGGGCUGUUGGUGUCCGGGGGAGGGGGGGGGGGGUCUGAGGGAAGCCGUCACCUUAAACGAGCGCUCUAAGGUGGCCGCACGCCCAACUCUGAGGGUCCGUUCCAGCAGAAGAGCCCCUCCUCCGAGCUCCCGUUUUUAACUCCUGCCUGGCGUCCGGUUUGACGUCCGAUGAAGAAUGGAAUAAUGCUAAGGGUCUUGAUAUCUGCCUCUUCACAGCGGAGAAUUGUGAGUGUUUUAAAUAUCUUAUCGCGGCCUUUUUAAAAAACCCACCAACGAUGCUCAGAGUGUGAAAUCAGCUGGCAGACGAGGGCCACGCCCGACGACGCUCCAGAGCUUCUGCUCUCAGGAGAAACCACCAAGGGUCCCAUCUGGAUGGACAGACUCUACCCACCUGGUUUCACAGGCUGCCACAGUGUCGGUUUCAUUUAUCUUACUGUAUUCGGUGCUCUAACGACGGGGAUGUAGCUGUGCUGUUUGGUUUUGGACAGAAAGGUUGAAAGGUCAAAAUAAAAACUCCAGAAGCAAAACGA